CGCUCCCUGAGCAGUGACAGGCCAGCAGGGCUGGAGCUGCCUAGCUCCCUCCUUCCCCAGCCAGUGACAGGCGAGUCCAGAGAACGGAGCCUGCAUGUGCCUGUUCGUGGCUCCACUCAGCCACUGGACUGCAGCGGAGGGGAGGAAACCGGGGGCCCCUGCCGCGCAGGGGGAAGGAAGCCAGGGGGCACAGCGGCUGGAAGGUGGAUCCAGUGUGUUGGGGGGGUUGUUUUGCCUUGCGGGAGAUGAACUUUCUCAAUUAAAAGUGCCCGGAGCUGAGCUGUGAAAAUGACGGUGGAAUUUGAGGAGUGCAUCAAGGAUUCGCCCCGGUUCCGGGCGACCAUAGAUGAAGUGGAAACAGAUGUGGUGGAGAUAGAAGCAAAGCUUGACAAGCUGGUGAAGCUAUGCAGUGGGAUGAUUGAGGCUGGGAAAGCCUACAUCACCACCAACAAGCACUUCGUCAGCGGGGUCCGAGACCUGUCGCAGCAAUGCAAGAAGGACGAAAUGAUUUCGGAGUGCCUCGACAAAUUUGGAGACAGCCUGCAGGAAAUGAUUAACUAUCACAUGAUCCUUUUUGACCAAGCCCAGAGGUCGGUCCGGCAACAGCUGCACAACUUUGUGAAAGAUGACGUCCGGAAGUUCAAGGAGACGAAGAAACAGUUUGACAAGGUGCGCGAGGACAUGGAGAUCUCUCUGGUGAAGAACGCGCAGGCCCCGCGGCACAAGCCCCACGAGGUGGAGGAAGCGACAGGCACUUUGACCAUCACCAGGAAGUGCUUCCGACACCUGGCCCUGGACUACGUGUUACAGAUCAAUGUCCUCCAAGCCAAGAAGAAGUUUGAAAUAUUGGACGCGAUGCUGUCCUUCAUGCACGCCCAGUACACGUUUUUCCAGCAGGGCUACAGCCUCCUUCAUGAACUUGAUCCCUACAUGAAGAAGCUGGCCACUGAGCUGGACCAGCUGGUGAUCGACUCGGCCGUGGAGAAGAGGGAGAUGGAGCACAAGCAUGCACUGAUACAGCAGAGGACUCUCCUGCAGGACUUCUCCUACGAUGACUCCAAGGUGGAAUUUAAUGUCGAUGCCCCCAAUGGAGUGGUGAUGGAAGGGUACCUCUUCAAGAGAGCAAGCAAUGCUUUCAAAACAUGGAAUCGGAGGUGGUUCUCCAUACAGAACAGCCAGCUGGUCUACCAGAAGAAGCUAAAGGAUGUCCUCACGGUGGUGGUGGAAGAUCUGCGGCUCUGUAGCGUCAAGCCCUGCGAAGACAUAGAGAGAAGAUUUUGCUUUGAGGUCGUCUCACCUAGCAAGAGCUGCAUGCUGCAGGCUGACUCGGAGAAGCUGCGCCAGGCCUGGAUCCAAGCAGUUCAAGCCAGCAUCGCCUCCGCUUACAGAGAGAGCCCAGACAGCUACUCCAUCGAAAGACUAGACCGGACCGCCUCCCCUUCCACCAGCAGCAUCGACUCUGCCACUGACUCCCGGGAGCGGAGUCUGAAGGGGGAGAGCAUCCUACAGAGGGUCCAGAGCAUCCCUGGAAAUGACCAGUGUUGUGACUGUGGCCAGGCAGAUCCCCGCUGGGCCAGUAUCAACCUGGGCAUUCUGCUGUGCAUCGAGUGCUCUGGGAUCCACAGGAGUCUGGGCGUUCACUGUUCCAAAGUCCGCUCUCUCACGCUGGAUUCCUGGGAGCCGGAGUUACUGAAACUAAUGUGUGAGCUGGGGAACAGCACCAUGAACCAGAUUUACGAGGCACAGUGCGAAGCGCUGGGACUUAAGAAGCCCACUCCAGGGAGCUCCAGUUCUGGCCUCCUUGAAGGCACUCCCGGUGGCCCAGCCAUGCCCUGGCCUCUGCCUUCAGCCCCUUUCAGAGCACUGCCGCUCCAGAGCAUGUCCUCCAGCCUAGACCUGCAAAUUUGCACACUUCUGAAGCACGCUCGACGUGCAGGCUCAGCUUGUACAAAUGUGACCAUGGGAUUGUAUUUUUCCUCCGCCAUAUUUAAAAAUCCCUCCUUGCAAACAGCUGCCACUCUGGAGAGGAAAUUCCGGCGGGACUCUCUCUUCUGCCCCGACGAGCUGGAUUCCCUCUUCUCGUACUUUGACACCGGCGCCGGCUCAGGACCCCGCAGUGCCAGCUACAUCUCUAUGCAGCACCCGCUGGCAGCUGGCCCCUGGAGUGGCAUUGGUCCCGGUGGGAGCGGUAUGCCGUUCCUCCUGGACGGAGGUCUGAGUAGCGACAGCGGGCUGGGCGGCAGCACGGACGGAAGCACCGACGUCCUGGUGUUCGGCUCGGUGGUGGACAGCGUCACGGAGGAAGAGUGCGAAGUGUCGGAGGAGUCCAGCGGCGAGGCGGAGAUAGAGCAGGAGGCCUCGGACCUGGAGGACCUGCGGGAGCUGCACCCCGGCCUGCUGAUUUACAAGGCAGCACAGGCCAGGAACUUGCCUGUCAUGGCAGAGGCUCUGGCACAUGGGGCUGAGGUCAACUGGGUGAAUGACGAAGAUGAAAACAAAACUCCUCUGAUUCAAGCUGUGAUGGGGGGCUCCUUGAUAGCCUGCGAAUUCUUACUCCAGAACGGAGCAGAUGUUAACCAAAGAGAUAUCCGGGGCCGAGCUCCUCUGCACCACGCCACAUACCUGGGACACACUGGCCAGGUCUGCUUGUUCCUAAAGCGAGGUGCCAACCAGCACGCAGUGGACGAGGAUGGCCAAGACCCCCUCAGCAUUGCAGUCCAGGCAGCCAAUGCAGACAUAGUCACCUUGCUGCGUCUGGCUCGAAUGAACGAGGAGAUGCGAGAAGCCGAGGGCCCCUUCGGACAACCAGGAGAUGCGACAUACCUCGACAUCUUCCGGGAGUUUUCCCACAUGGCGUCGAACAACCCUGAAAAACUCAACCGGCGGAGCUUGCACUUCAGCCACUCCUGCAGAUAGCCCCGUCCUGCCUCUUCUGAGACCUUCUGCUGGAGAGUCACUCUGUGAGAGCAGAAAGGGGGAGCGGCUUGGCAAGGCGGAAUGGAUCCGCUGGGCUCAUCUACUGGAGGAAGACCCAGCGAUCUGUUCCCUGACCAAACACACACUUACGGAGCACACCGUGUUUAUUCCAGAGCCUGCUUUCGUAUCCACAUCCCAGACCAAUGACCCGUGGUGACAUGACUAACCAGCCAGUGUAUCCACACAGGGCUGAACCAACUGCGAAAAGAAAUCCCUGCUUCUUUGCAAUUCACUCCCUCAGCCCCCGGGCCUCCCUCGGGCCAAACGCCUGCUUAAAUCAAUGAGAUUUGACCUUCGAUGUGUUCAUUACUAAAAGGUAGGGGCCACACAUCCCAUCACUAAAAAUAUGGGGUAGCAAAGGGGGAACCAAGCACUGUUUCUGGAGAUUAUGUUAAUCCCUGCAAUGCUGAUUUUUGCUGCACCAGGUGUAUGGUACAGGUGUAUGGGGCAGGAAUGGAAAAACGUUUCGACACAGACACCAGCAAAAUGGUUUGCCCGGGGCAGCAGCAUAGUGGUUCAUCUUUUACAUCAAUCCGGGGCAAACGCCAGAUGAAGAGAAAUGACUUUCUGCGUUACACAGGGACGCAUUCCAGGGAUGAUAUUCCUGCUGAUUUGUGGUUAGUAUUUGAACAGGUUCAUUCUCAGAUUUUAUGCUUUUUGGUUUAGAAACCCAAAGGACGCAGAAUAACCCAUCGAGGACAAAAGUCUAAACAUCCCAAAGUUGAUAGAGUCUGGCAGCCACCUCGGAAACAUGGAGUAUCGGCUGUGAGGCCGCAGCAGACCCCAGCCGCGAAGAGUUUAAAGCCACGCCAAGCGACUUUCUGUUGAGGUUGCGCCUGUUCUGGGGACCUGGAGUGUCUCACCUGUGCUGCUUGUGUAUUUGGUUUCUGCACAGAGGGAUUUUGGGACUUACCCUUGGAGAAUAGGGUGUGAAGAUCCUCUGAGCUCCUUCCUGCCAAAUGUAGGAGUGAAUGUAGCUUCUGAUCCCUUCCCCCUUGGGAACAGUUCGUGUUAGACUCUAUGAAAACCGUAAGGGUUUGACUUAAAUUGCUACCCUUGGUGUGAACGUUUCUGGCCAGCAACACAAGUUAUCGGAGAGGCAGUAACAAGUACAACUGGCAAAGGAUGCUGGGUAAUAUUAUCCGCUGACUGACGUGUAGCCAUGUGUGGCUAAGGGGUUCGUUUGUCACGGUACCAAACCCAAAUCAGAAGAUAAACAUGUGUGAACUCCACGGGCAGUGUGUUGUUGUGGCAUAUUCCACCCUCCGCUAUAGAGGGGUAACCUAGGGCACAGGAGAAACCAAAGAGGGGUUCAUGAUGGAUUAUUCAGCUGUGCAUUUGGUUUCAAACACCUGAAUAUUGAGGGGUGUGUGCGGUGUUUGGAUCCGGGUUGUCAGUACCGGCCUGUCUGGAGUAAAAACUUCAGCAUGCAGGGACCUCACUGGAAAAAACCACAACUUUUCCAACUGAGCUUGAACGUUCCUGGGCCAACACACUGCCAAAGACGCUGAUGUCUUAUGCUGCUGAACCAGAUUUGCAAAUGAAGUGAGUUUAGUCAGCUCCGCUAGGCUAAGAAUCGCACAGCACCAAUGGCCUGUGGCACUACUUCACAAGGGCUGGUUUUCCAUCACACCCACAAACUAUAAUUCACUUUAGGCUGAAUGCCACCCACAUGCAGCUUCCCAGGCCUUUAGUGGUUAUGUGGUUCAAUGGAUAGAGACCCAGACUCGGAUUUAACAGACCUGGAUUCUGUUCCUGGCCUGCGGGGUGGCCAAUGGCAAAUCACUUCAGUUCUGUGUGUGCCUCAUAUGUUAAGUGCCUUGAGACUCUUGGGUGAAAAAUCCUAUGUACUAUUAUUAUAAUUAUACCAUGGGAGCUAUGCAUGCAGAUCUGAAACCAGAACCUGGCCCUUUCCCCCUUGAAGAGUUUUGUAACUCAUGCUUACUGUGCGGCUCAACACUAGGAGAGCAGAACUCUUUCUGUAAGGCAUGGCUUUCGUUCCUAUUUUUUUUACCUGUAAUAUUAUUUCAUAGCUAUAAAAAGGGUUAUGUGUGGACUAUACAGGUAUAGGCACCAUGACAUAUUAAAGUGUAUUGUCAGAAUGAUGUAUAUAAACCAUGUUUACAUGCUGAAAUGUAAUAUAUCAUAUUGCAGAAGAAAUGUAUUUUUUAAAUAAGGGGGAAUGGAAAAGUGUCACAUGCAAGUGAUGCCUAUUAAUUGAAAGUAAAAUAUGAGAUUUUUUGUUUUGAAAA
Messenger RNA from Chrysemys picta bellii (western painted turtle), 5228 nucleotides. The record is from RefSeq and is a predicted model, not a curated record. NCBI's taxonomy places the organism in Eukaryota, Metazoa, Chordata, Testudines, Emydidae.